Molecule: messenger RNA, 1731 nt
Organism: Naegleria lovaniensis
Lineage: Eukaryota; Heterolobosea; Eutetramitea; Acrasida; Naegleriidae
Exons: 1
Coding region: 1-1731 (576 amino acids)
Source: RefSeq, a predicted model, not a curated record
AUGGCUCCUUCUAUUCUCUCUCAAGACUCUCUUUCUCUUAUUGCUUACUUUUUAGAUUUGAAAAGUCUCGUUCCAUUUCGAUUGGUGUGUUCCGAAUGGAAUUUUUGUCUGUCGGAACGAUUUGAUGAAAACAUUAAAAUCAUGGAAAAUCCAAUUCGUAAUCAUGAUGAAUUUAAUUUUUUGAAAUUUGAAUUUUGGAUGGGCAAGUGGAAAUAUUGGCUGGAUCAUUAUCAUUCAGAGCUUUUAAAGUUUAGUAGGAAAUCCAAAGUAUUAUGCCCUUUUAUACGUAUGGAACUAGAACAUGUGAACAAACAAAUUCGACAUUUGGAAAACAAAAUCUCAAAACGUAGAAUGGAAUGGAAGCAAAACAAAGUAUUGGAUCAUCAUCAGCACGGGUUCAAAGUCAUACACGUGAACACUUUGAUUCAAAAUUUUAAGAAAAGAACUCGAUACCUCUUCAAUCAAAGGGUGUUGAAAGAUACAGUGCUGCUUCAAGAAUUUGUGGACGCUCUUAAUGAUGAAAAAGAUGUGCGCCUCGAAAAUAUCAAGAUGAUGAUUCGAAUUUGUGAUUUAACAAUUUCCAAGCAAGGUGUGAACAAGUUGUUGUAUCUUGUCAAGAGUGAGAAAAUUCCAACCGAUAAAUAUUUGGCCUUGUUUAGAAAUUGUUGGAGCCAAGAUGAAUGUGAACAAAUAUUGAGACAAGUCAUGAAACAUGUGUGUCAUUUGAAUUUUGAAUUAUUUGAAAGAAUCAUGGAAGUAACAAAUCCUUUGAAAAUUACUGGACUUGAUGAAACUGAAUUGACAAGUGCCAUCUUUCAUCUCUACAAACAAGUCAUUCUUACUGAAGAUGCUAAAAAUAUUGAAAAGUUGACAUUGAUUUUGAAAGAAAGAGUUUAUGGUCUGUCAGACUCUCUGGAACCACUACAUUCAGCAAACUUUGAAGCUUUUUUGAAAUCAUUUAGAGAUACCAAAUAUACAUUUGACACAUUUUGGAAUAAGCAUCAAAUGAUUGUCGAGUUGUGUCAAUAUUUCAAUGUAACCAUUCCUGAGAGUGUGGCUCAUCAUGAAUUAUUGUUACAUAGUUCAUGCUUUCAUCCAAUAACAAUUCCAGGAGUAGAAGCUAUUAAUGAUAAUGCUGAAGAGGAAUCUUUUGAAAUUCAUUGCGAGACAACAUCUCCACGUGGAAAAGAUACCAAUCAUGAUGGUGAAGAAGAAGAAUCAGACGAGUCUCAAUCAUCAUCAUCCUUUACUAUUAUUGAUUAUAUUAUUCAAAACACCUAUGCCAAAAAUCAAGACAAAAUCAAUAAUCUUGUUCACACAGAGUUUUCGAGAUUGGCCAAACGUAUCGUGUUUCGAAGAACGAGGUUCUAUCGAAACUUGUGGCUGAAAAGAAGAAUCAAUUCCGGAAAACUUAGCAUACUUCCAUUUCAUGCCUUCUAUGAAGUGCUGGAACAUUUGUUAUUGACCUAUAACGUUAAUUUGUUUGGAAGGUCUCGGUCUAGGUCUCUUCACAAUUUGAUCAUGACAUUGAUCCAUCACAUGCCAAAAAGUGUCGAUUGGAGUAGGAUCAUUGAAAUGAUGCAAAAUCAAAUGGAACGAAAUAAUGGAAACGACAUGUUUGAAUACUUUGAUGAGAAUGAUACUACUGUGUUAAAUAUCAAAUAUUUGGAAUUGUAUGAAGAAGGAUUUUCCAAUCAAGCAGUGAAUAGUUUCAUGACGUCCAAGUACUGA